Molecule: messenger RNA, 1800 nt
Organism: Stomoxys calcitrans (stable fly)
Lineage: Eukaryota; Metazoa; Arthropoda; Insecta; Diptera; Muscidae
Exons: 4
Coding region: 795-1391 (198 amino acids)
Source: RefSeq, a predicted model, not a curated record
UGACGACAAAAAAGUUGAUAUUCUAUUCUAAUCUCGUAUUUCCCGGCAUUUGGUGGGUCUUAAGUGUCAAUAUAUUAGUCGGCAAACGAAACGAUUGUGGAGCAAACAUUCUCUUCGUCUUUUGGGUACAAAUCAUAUUCGUCGUUUGAAGCAUUUAUACAUGUGUUGGUGCCAGCGGUUAUCAAUAAGAACCAACGAACAACUGAAAAGCUCAACAGUUGGGAACAUCUAUUACCCGUCGUGACAAAUCGUAACUUACGUUUUCAUUCGUUUUUGUUACCUUUGUUAACUAACACAAACGCCUAUAUACUCCAUUUACACUCACACACAAUGUCAGAGCUUGCUCUCAAGUGCUUUUUGUGUAUGUGUAUUAGUGUUAAACUCACUACCAACACAACUUGUUGCUGGCAGGCUACUAUAAAAACACUUCAGUUAUCACUGAAGAUAUCAUUGUUCGAAUAAACGUCAAUUGCAACAAUUGUCAUUUGAAACAUUAGCAAACGCAAAAAAAAAACAAAUAUAAAUUUCCCUUAGUGCCAAAACGGAAGGAAGCAGACAAUUAAUCAUAAUUGUAAUUAAACAAUUGGCACGCGAGUGACUUUAAGCUAAACUAGACUGGAGAUUGCAAAAACACCUACAAGAGAUAAAGAAAAGUGCAAGAACCAUUAUUCGUAUAACAAAAUAAAAUAAAAACUGAAUAAGAGAUUGAGUGCACAGUUAUUACCGUUGAAAGAAGUGCUUCAAGUGGAUUAAUUUCGAUACUGUUUUAAAGAAAAAUUAGCAAGGUAAAAAAAAUGUCCUCACAUCAGACGUCAUCAACGACAAAGCUAAAUCGCAAAUGUCAAUUUACCACGACGCUGAUAUUACUGGCUGUCUUGUGGACAAUGCUGUUUACUGGAGCGAUGGCACGACCUAGUCUAGAUGCAUUGUUGGCCAAACAAAAUGAUGUCUCACAAUUGUUCUUGGACGAUUUACUAGCCAGUGGGAAUGGUGACAAAAUAUUUCAUGGAUUGAAAAGGCACCAUUCAAAUGCCAAACAACCCAACUAUCUGGCGAAAUGGCCAGGCCUCAGAGAUCUUGUCUUAACCAUUGACUAUGAUGGUGACGACGAUACCGCAAGUCCUAUGGAAACUGCCGAGUUUCUGGAACGCUUACACCAAUUGGCUGGUAAUCCUCCAUAUGAUCUCUUCGAUGACAUACGUGAUAAUAGUGAAGAUGAUGGUUUGGAUAUGGGCAAUAAUUCAGCAAAAGUCCUCAAAUCACCAAAUAAUCAACUCAACUUUAAGGAGCACAAUACCAAAAAGAAUGUUCAAUAUAUGUCACCAUGUCAUUUUAAAAUUUGCAAUAUGGGUCGCAAGCGCAAUGCCCGUCUGCUGGGUACCAAUUAUUGAAGGCGAAUCAAUGGCAACCGAAAGAAUAUUGGAUCAAAAAGCAAGACGACGAUAAUUUACAAAUAAAACACACAAAAAAGCUCUCUGGACAAGAAUUUACAAAAAGUAUUCAAUCGUUACAUUCUUUUCAACUUAAAAAUUUCAAAUUAAUAAGCCAUGGAAAGAAGCUAAACACAAAGGACACCUCAAAGUAUUUACAAACUAUUAUUAUCAUCUACACCUACAGUGUAUCUAUGUAUAAGAGCAUACAUACAUACAAGUAAUUAAUAUUUCAUCUCUUAAGCCAUGUUUCUCCAUUAGAGUCAUAACGAACCCAUAUAACCCAAUGGAAAUACUCUAUUGGGUGAUUUUAAUUAUUUUAAGUUUUUCAUCGAAAUUUUAGAAAAUAAUUCACCAUGAAAACCUUCAA